Pocillopora meandrina is the source of this 1802-nucleotide messenger RNA. NCBI's taxonomy places the organism in Eukaryota, Metazoa, Cnidaria, Anthozoa, Scleractinia, Pocilloporidae. The record is from the annotation of a GenBank genome assembly.
AUGUCUCCAAAAGGUUACAUCCUUAAUCGAAGAGUGACAGGUAAGUUACUAUUGAUACAAAUUUGGUAAAUCAACUGAAUAAAAAAGCUAUCUUUCAAAAGAUAUUUUUUUUCUUCAACUGGUUGUAUAAGUUUUGUAAACAAAAUGUAUUAACCAGAGUCAAUGCUGUCAUUGAUUUCUUUUGGAAUGGUUCUCAUUUGCUUUUGUUGUCUGUCUAAUCUGUAUUUCUUUUAGUCUAAGCCUUACAAUCAUUAAUUAAUUUAUUAAUAAAUAAAUAUAUAAUGUUCCAAAUACUGUUUGUCUCCAAAAGGUGUUUGCUCAAAGCAGCAGAGGAAAUUAGAGAAAGCUAUCAGAAUAUCACAAAGGCUAGGUGAGAAUAUUCUUAAUUAUUAAAUUUUUAACUCCAGGUGUUGAAUUUCAAGUGUUCUGAUUGGUUCACUCAACUCUGGUUAUCAGUUCAUACAUGGAAUCACCUUAAACAGAAACAAAUUCACCCAUGUUUCUAAAUUUUAGUGUUGGAACAAAUUGCACAUUGCACAUUGUUGGAUGCAAGAUGGGUUAUAGCCAACUUAGUGCUAUGCACCUUGUUGGAUAUUUACAUUCUUAUAUCCAACAUGUGCUCAUGGAAUAAUUGUUAAAUGUCGUUGAGAUCUUUCAUGGCCAUCCUAAACACAGAAAAUCAACAACAAUUUUGUAUGCUCCUUUGUAAAUCAUACAGCCAGAUACAUCUUGCACCAUAAAUCCUGGACUUACCACCAACCUGUAAAUCAGCACCCCUUUUCAAAAGGCACCUUCCUUCAAAAACUCCUACUUCCCUAUUCCUAUUUUCACUGAAAAAUAAUGUUUGAACCAGAUAAGUGCAUAAUUGUACUGUUAUACUCGCCAGUUUAGAACUUAACUUUUCAUUAGGUUUGGAAAAAUAGCUACUGGUACAAAUACCCUGUGUUGGGUAUUAAAACAUUAGGAUCAACUUGGUAUAUGAUUAUUCAUUAACUGCAGAUAUUGCAUGUUAUUCACUCUACAAAAAUAAAAUUAAUAUGGAUAAACAUUUUGGAAAAAAGUCAUUAGAUAGAUGACUUUCCUAAAUUGAGUGUCCCCUUGAAUAACUGGUCUCCCCUGAAUUUGAAAUGAGAACCCUCUUAGUGCUAAUCUAAGAAUUUAUUUCAUAGAAUCCUGGCUGUAAAAUUGCUUUCAAAUACAGAUUUUAUGAACUCCUUUCAAGGAAGACAACGUUUUUAUGUGUAACUUGCAUUUCAAAUGAUUGAAGGUAAUGUUUAUUAUCAAAUGAUAAUUGUAAAAUAACAGCAUGAAAUAUGUUUUAUUUGCAGGAGUUCUUCCUAAACUGUCACCAAUACUGAUAAGAGAGCUGGAAAGUCAGAAGCAGGCUCAGGAAUAAAGUCACGAGUCAAUCACAAACUUGAGUCACUGGUCACUUUGGGAUCAGCAUCCAGCUGAAUAUGAUGUCUUAUCAGAAUCAUUUUUUUCACAAUUGACAAGCCCAGUCUUACUCUAGUGGUAAAAGAGAAGUCCUCAGAAAGACCUGCUGCCCAAUUUUUUUGCCUCAUGGAAAUAUUCUCCAAGAAAAAAUGGAAGCAGAAUACUAUGUUUACUAUGUCUUUGAAAUGACAACAAACUCAUUUAUAAGCAGUGAUUUCAUCACUCUUUGCAAACAAUGUAAGGAUAAUAGUAUGUUUAUUUGGUAAAAUGUCAUUCAAAUAACAAGAAAUUCAUUUAAAUUUUUUUUGUAUGGGUUCUGCAUGACUGAAAUACCUGAAAAGCUUUUAGAUGACUCAAAUAAAAAU